Cataglyphis hispanica is the source of this 2885-nucleotide messenger RNA. Its product is annotated as sensory neuron membrane protein 1-like. The coding region runs from base 95 to 1669 and encodes 524 amino acids. Gene Ontology annotation, molecular function: scavenger receptor activity. Lineage: Eukaryota; Metazoa; Arthropoda; Insecta; Hymenoptera; Formicidae. Gene Ontology annotation, cellular component: membrane; cytoplasm. The transcript has 9 exons. The record is from RefSeq and is a predicted model, not a curated record.
GUUUGUUCGCGACGAGCCGCGCACGAUCAACGACGACGUCGACGACGAGGGUGGCGUGAAGACCAUUGGCAAGGAGACCACACAGAGCGUUAAAAUGGUGUCUAUAAAGAAACUCGCAAUCGGCGGUGGAGUUAUGUUUGUUUUCGGCAUUAUAACAUGGUGUGGAUUUCCCUCCUUAAUUAGGUCGCAGAUCAAGAAGGCUAUCGCGCUGAAACCAGGCAGCGAGAUUCGCGAAAUGUGGUCGAAUUUCCCGCUGCCACUGGACUUCAAGAUUUAUAUGUUCAAUAUAACCAAUCCUGAUGAAAUUGUACAAGGUCAAAAGCCAAUAGUGCAAGAAGUCGGACCGUUCUUUUACGACGAGUACAAGGUGAAGUUCGAUCUCAUCGAUCGGGAGGACGAGGAUAGCGUCGAAUACAGUAUGAAGUCCACGUGGUUCUUCAAUCGCAAGAAGAGCAACGGAUUGACGGGCGAAGAGGACAUGGUGUUUCCGCAUCUCAUGAUCUUGAGCAUGGCAAUGAUGACCCUGAAGGAUAAGCCUGCCGCGAUGCCGGUUGUUGGCAAAGCGGUCGACAGCAUCUUCCACAAGCCAGCUUCGUUAUUUAUAAAAGCCAAAGCCAAGGAAAUACUUUUUGAUGGUUUGCCAGUCGACUGUACGGUGAAAGAUUUUGCUGGUUCGGCGGUGUGCAACGUACUAAAGACGGAAGCGAAAGAUCUGGUGCCAGAUGGGGAAGAUCGUUACAAGUUCUCCCUCUUUGGCGGGAAAAACGGGACUACCGUGCCGCAGCGUAUGAAGGUUCUACGCGGUAUUAAAAAUUAUAAGGACGUCGGUCGCGUCCUGGAAUGGGAUGGAAAGCCUGCGUUGGAUAUUUGGCCAGAGGAUCACUGCAAUGCUUUCAACGGUACUGAUUCCACGAUCUUCCCACCUCUGUUCGGACCGGACGACGACAUCGUCUCGUUCGGAUAUGAGAUCUGUCGAAGUAUCAGCGCGCAUUAUCGUUAUCACAGCAAAGUCAAAGGUGUCAAUACUCUUCAUUACACGGCAGAUCUAGGAGACAUGAGCAAGAAUCCUAUGGAAAAGUGUUUUUGCCCGACACCGGACACUUGCCUGACGAGAAAUCUCUAUGACAUGACGAAAUGUGUAGGUGCUCCUAUCAUCGGAUCGCCUCCGCAUUUUUACGAUUGCGAGAAAAAUUGGUUCGAUUUGGUUGAUGGUUUGCAUCCUAACCAGGAGGAUCAUGAAAUGGACAUGGACUUCGAACCGAUGACAGCUACGCCGAUACGAGCGCACAAGCGGUUGCAGUUUAACAUGUUCAUACAACCAAUCCCGAAAUUUAAAUUGAUGAAGAACUUCCCGGAAGCAUUGCUGCCGCUUUUUUGGGUGGAAGAAGGAAUAUUGCUCGACGACGAGUUUGUUAACAAGGUCAAGGUGGUGUUCAAGGCAAUGGCAGUUGUCAAUUUUCUGAAAUGGCUGAUGGUACUUGGCGGGAUCGGCAUGUGCGCCGCAGCCGGUGGAUUAUACUAUAAGAAUCGCGAUAAUAGUGGCAAGUUAGACAUCACGAAGGUCACACCCAAGAACAACAGCAGUAAUCAGGAAAAAAGCUGGCCACCUACUAUGAACAUCAGUACGAUACAAGCGGCGUCAGUGCCAGCCAAUCUCGAUAAAAAUUGAAUACUAUUAACGAGAGAUCAAUAUCAGUAUUAACAUCGAGAAAAAUCCCUUCAGCUCUAAAUAUUUUUUUAAAUAGAAUUAUUAAAUAUAUAUAUAUAUAUAUAUAUAUAUAUAUAUAUAUAUACAUAUACAUAAAAAAAAUAGGUUUUCUCAAAUUGGGCAAGAAAUGAUUGAUGAAAAGUCAUUAGAGCUGAAUGUAGGGGAAGAAAAUUAAAUCUUUUCAUUAAGAUAAUAAGAGAUUGAAUAUUGCAGUGUUAGAUGUGAUAUUGAUGAUGUAAUUAGACAGGCUGAAAUUAUUACAGAAAACAUAUUAUUAUAAAAAUAAUUGCAUUUAGCACUCUAUCAAUGGGUUAAUAAUAACAGGUAGCUUUUUCUUGAAGAAAAUUAAACUCAAGUAUAUGGAUAAGGGGAUUGUAUAGAUAGGCUCAUUUCUUAUAUGUAAUAUUUUUAUCUGAAAUUAAUAAUUUAACUACCUCGUUGUAAAAAAAUAUUAAAUAUCUAUAAAAUAUUAAAUAUCCAUAAAUAUCUAUAUAAAUAUUUAGUGAGAGAUGCACUUGUAUGUACAGUACAAAUCAACGGUUCUUAAUCUAUAGUUCAUAAUUCUUGAAGAUUUUUUAAAGAAAAAUGUGAAUUUUCUUUUAUAUUAAGAUAUUUGUAAAAAAAAUAUAUAAUAUUAAAAUUUUUAAAUGCAAUAUUAUAAAUUUUGGUUUUUAACAAUAAUUUAAUACCAUUCAAUAAAAGUCUGCAAAAAUUAGAAGGUUAAAUAUCGCUAACAGGAGAUAUACAAGAAAUUAUAAACAUUUUUAAUGUAAAGAGAUCAUUUAGACAUGAAAUUACAUUUUCUAGUUAGUAGAUAUUUGAUGCGAGAAUAUUAAUAACAAUCAUUGUCAUUUAACUACACGCAAAGCGAAACGGCGAGAAGAGAGAAACGCAUCAAAGAAAUAAUUCUUUACUACUUUAUAUAUUUAAUAUUAUAUCCUUACUUUAUAUUUAAUAUGUAUGUCAAAAUCAAUAAAAUUAUUUUUAUUGAUUUAACUACGUUAAAAAUCUACAUUCUUUGUUUUAACAAUAAGCAGUCAAUUUUAACUAUCCGAAAGAGCGAUUAGCUAUCCUUGAAGGUAUUACUUCAUGAUUACAAGACAAAAAACAUUGAGCGCUAACAAUUUGAGUUUUCUCAAUGUAUUGAUCAUAUAAAUAAUAUAAUAAAUAUAAAUUA